Messenger RNA from Sparassis crispa, 1026 nucleotides. RefSeq names its product Geranylgeranyl transferase type-2 subunit alpha. The transcript is spliced from 9 exons. Lineage: Eukaryota; Fungi; Basidiomycota; Agaricomycetes; Polyporales; Sparassidaceae. The coding region runs from base 1 to 1026 and encodes 341 amino acids. Gene Ontology annotation, biological process: protein geranylgeranylation. The record is from RefSeq and is a predicted model, not a curated record. Gene Ontology annotation, molecular function: Rab geranylgeranyltransferase activity. Gene Ontology annotation, cellular component: Rab-protein geranylgeranyltransferase complex; cytoplasm.
AUGCAUGGUGUGAAACGCGUACGCUACUCUCAGGAGGCUUUACAGGCCAAAGAACAACGGGAACGAGCGAAGCUCAAAGAGUACCUCGUUCUGACCGACGAAGUACUGACAAAGAAGAAGAACAGCGACUGGAGCAGAAAUGCUUUUGAUUUGACUACGCGUUUGUUACACGUCUGUCCCGAAUUCUACACGGUCUGGAAUUACAGGCGCAAUAUAUUACUUUAUGGCAUCUUCCCCAACAGCUCUCCGACAGACGUUAAUGUGAUCUUGUCUGAUGAUCUAUCCCUCACGACUUCCUUCCUGAAGCAGCACCCCAAGGUUUACUGGAUCUGGAAUCAUCGCCGUUGGUGUCUUGAGAGAGUCCCUGAAUGUCCCUCGGAAGCUGACCCAGAUGGUUGGAGAAAGAGUUAUUGGAGUAAGGAGCUGUUUGUUGUCGAGAAGAUGCUUGACGUUGAUGCCCGUAACUUUCACGCAUGGAACUACCGUCGUUACGUGCUAAGCAGCAUGCCGGUUAAGCGACCGGAGCAGACCGAGUUGGCGUAUACAACUCGCAAGAUCGAAUCAAACUUCUCCAAUUUCAGUGCUUGGCACCAGCGUUCCAAAGUGCUCUCUCUGCUCUGGGACGCUGGUAAACUAGACCCCAAGAAGUCGAGAGAAUAUGAAUUUGACCUCGUCAAGAAUGCGAUGUAUACCGACCCAGAAGAUCAAAGCGUGUGGAUAUAUCAUAGAUGGCUGAUCGGUAACGGCGAUGACUAUGAGAUUCUAUGCCGAGAGAUCGCUUCCAUCCAAGAGUUAUUAGACGAACAACCUGACAGUAAAUGGUGCAUGGAGUCUCUGGUUUUUUACAAGUGGCUUGUAUUGCAAAAUCAUAGGCCUCGAUUGAACGAGACGGAGCAAAACACGCUCCUCGCAGAAUGUCUCAGCUAUCUGUCGCAAUUACAAAUUCUUGACACGAAUAGGCGGCAGAGAUAUAUUGAUCUAUCCGCAGAGUUGAGGAACACUUCCGGGGAGUGUCGGGGAAGUUGA